AUGCCCAAGGAAGUCAAGCAGAAGUCUGGCUUGAUCGUUGGCCUCAAUGCUGGCCACCAAGUCACCCCUCGCCAGCCAAAGCCGCGUGUCUCGCGCAUGAAGGGUCACUUGAGCAAGCGCACCGCUUUCGUCCGUGAUGUCGUCAAGGAGGUCUCCGGCCUCGCCCCAUACGAGCGCCGCGUUAUCGAACUCCUCCGCAACAGCAAAGACAAGCGUGCCCGCAAGCUCGCAAAGAAGAGACUCGGAACCUUCGGCCGCGCCAAGCGCAAGGUUGACGAGAUGACCAAGGUCAUCGCCGAGAGCAGGAGGGCCGGUCACUAA
Fulvia fulva is the source of this 321-nucleotide messenger RNA. RefSeq names its product 60S ribosomal protein L36. Gene Ontology annotation, biological process: cytoplasmic translation. Bases 1 to 321 code for a protein of 106 amino acids. Gene Ontology annotation, molecular function: structural constituent of ribosome. NCBI's taxonomy places the organism in Eukaryota, Fungi, Ascomycota, Dothideomycetes, Mycosphaerellales, Mycosphaerellaceae. Gene Ontology annotation, cellular component: cytosolic large ribosomal subunit; ribosome. The transcript is spliced from 3 exons. The record is from RefSeq and is a predicted model, not a curated record.